Clupea harengus (Atlantic herring) is the source of this 1392-nucleotide messenger RNA. RefSeq names its product growth hormone secretagogue receptor a (gene ghsra). NCBI's taxonomy places the organism in Eukaryota, Metazoa, Chordata, Actinopteri, Clupeiformes, Clupeidae. Gene Ontology annotation, cellular component: plasma membrane. Gene Ontology annotation, biological process: G protein-coupled receptor signaling pathway; hormone-mediated signaling pathway. The record is from RefSeq and is a predicted model, not a curated record. Gene Ontology annotation, molecular function: growth hormone secretagogue receptor activity.
ACCAUGCACACCUGGACAAAUGGCUCCAAUUGUUCAUUUAACUGUAGCUGGGAUCAUAAUACGACUUUCUGGAGCGGCGAACAUCCAGUAAACAAUUUUCCUAUUCCAGUGUUGACCGGGAUUUCUAUCAUAUGCUCUUUUUUAUUUGUCGUCGGGGUUGCAGGGAAUUUAAUGACCAUCUUGAUGGUCGCCAAGUACAGGGACAUGCGUACGACCACAAAUCUUUAUUUAUCCAGCAUGGCAUUGUCGGAUCUUCUUAUAUUCCUUUGUAUGCCUUUAGACUUAUACAGAGUCUGGAGAUAUCGUCCCUGGUAUUUCGGCGAUCUCCUUUGCAAAUUGUUUCAGUUUGUCAGCGAGGGUUGUACGUAUUCGACCAUCCUGAACAUCACCGCUCUGAGCGUGGAGAGAUACUUCGCGAUUUGCUUUCCUUUCAGGGCCAAAGUUGUGGUCACCAAAGGGCGCGUGCGGGGAAUUAUCCUGAUUCUUUGGGUGGUGUCAUUGUUAAGUGCGGGACCAGUGUUCGUCCUAGUUGGUGUUGAACAUGAAAACGGAACCAACGCAUGGAUUACAAGUGAAUGCACUGCGACUAAGUACGCUAUACGAUCUGGACUUUUUACCAUAAUGGUGUGGGUAUCGAGCAUUUUCUUCUUCUUGCCCGUGUUCUGCCUCACUAUUUUAUACAGUCUUAUUGGACGCAAGCUCUGGAGGAGACCAAACAUAUCUAGUCGAGACAAAAACAACAAGCAGACUGUGAAGAUGUUGGUUGUGGUAGUGUUUGCAUUUGUACUUUGCUGGCUACCUUUUCACGUGGUUCGUUACCUGAUAUCCAAGUCGUCCGAGACUGGGUCUCCGAUGAUGGCCGACAUCACGCAGUAUUGCAGCCUAAUUUCCUUCGUACUCUUUUAUCUGAGCGCUGCCAUCAACCCCAUACUCUACAACAUCAUGUCAAAGAAGUACAGGGUGGCAGCAUGCACUCUGUUCGGCGUUAAGAAAAUCCCACGGCGAACAGCGUCCUCAGUCAAGGACGAAAGUUCACCAGGAUUGACGGAAUCAAGUGUCAGCUUGUGACUGCGACUCCAACCUUGGCGUGAUUCAUCUUUGCACAUUUAUGUGGAAAUUAUAAUCCAUGCUAAGAAAGUAUGUUUUUUCUUAAUCGGAUAUGCUGGAGGAAUACCCAUUUACAAACGUGACAUCUGUCUACCUCACUGAUUGUUUUUGAAAGCCCAGAAAUACCAUGACCACUAUUCAUUUUCUUAUUCAACUGUAGUUGAUUUAAAUUAAAUCAGUCACUUAAUUCAAAUCAUUCUUCAGCAAGCGAGAUGGGCAGAGUAUUGUAUGUCUCUCUUUCACAUGUCUGUCUCUCUCUCUCUCUCUCUCUCUCUCUCUCUCUCU